Venustampulla echinocandica is the source of this 309-nucleotide messenger RNA. RefSeq lists its product as uncharacterized. The record is from RefSeq and is a predicted model, not a curated record. The coding region runs from base 1 to 309 and encodes 102 amino acids. NCBI's taxonomy places the organism in Eukaryota, Fungi, Ascomycota, Leotiomycetes, Helotiales, Pleuroascaceae. The transcript is spliced from 4 exons.
AUGUCUACUACAUGUGACGGUGAUACAUCUAUGGAGGAUCAUACAACAAGCGUAAUCGCACACAACGCCUGCUUCCAAGCAUUCAAAGAUAACAUCGGACCAGGAGGCCAAGGACAGUGUUCUAGCAUGAGCCACUGCACCACUGACGGAACAACCUUCCACAUCUGCUGCCCCAAAGAGUCAUCAGUCCAAAAGCUUGAAGAUGGGACCACCAAAGCGCUCAACAAACUCUACGUCGGCGAAGGAAGCUGCGAUUCCAGCCAGAGCGCCAAUUUCUCGGACUUUGGUUUUGUCUACGCAGACAUGUAG